Lolium rigidum is the source of this 1954-nucleotide messenger RNA. RefSeq lists its product as uncharacterized. The record is from RefSeq and is a predicted model, not a curated record. The transcript is spliced from 5 exons. Lineage: Eukaryota; Viridiplantae; Streptophyta; Magnoliopsida; Poales; Poaceae. Bases 265 to 1707 code for a protein of 480 amino acids.
UGGUCGAACUGAUGCUGGACCCGAUUCAAAUUCUUAGCCAGAAUCAUUUCAAAUUCGCCUCUGACUCUCUCUCUCGCACCGGAAGAAGAGGGGCUGCUGCUUCCGGUGCUGCUAUUAUCUGUAGUAGCAGAAUAAGAAGGUGCUAGCAUUGAGUUUUCCUCAGGGAGACAAUCGCCUGCAAUAAUCGUCCUCUGCGGUCUCCUUAAGGGUUCGGAAUAAAAAAAAAAAAUCUGAGGUGCACAGGCCAGCUCAUUGAGUUUCUCCAUGGAGGCCAACAACAAUAAUAACAGCUCUGAGAGCCAGAGCCAACAACUGGAGGUUGAAGAUAGGCUCAGCAUGCUGACUGAUGAUAUUUUACUGUCGAUCUUGGGGAGAGUCAGUACACGUCUGGCUGCAACGACAUGUGUGCUCUCUACACGGUGGAGGCAUUUGCCUUGGUUGCUGCCAGAAGUUAUGAUUGAUGUCAAGGAUUUCCUAUCUGUUACAUGCCCUGACCCUGUCGGGGCAAAUGAUAUGGAGAAAGCUAUGGUGUCUUUGACCAAAGCAGCCAGGAGUUUCUUGGCUGAUCACCAGAGAGGAUCCACCAUCUCAAGUCUGCAUCUUAAGCUCUAUUUAAUCAACACUUUCUUGUGCGAAGUUGGCCCACUAAUAUGUGACGCAGUCGACAGCCGUUUGUUGAAAGAGUUGGAUCUCUCCGUUCUUGACGAGACGGAUAUUUUGGACUCUAGUGAUGAGGAUAUGCUGCAGCGAGCUCAAGAAAUAGAUUCUUUUUUCAGUGCCUACCCUAGUGUGCCCCACUGCCUCACAAAGCUCACUCUAUAUAAUGUAGGCUUUGACAAAUUGGACAUGCACCAUGUCUUGUUUGAUUGCUGCAAGCAACUGAAGCAUCUAAUACUUGUGCAUUGUGAUGGUGGUAUCUGCUCCCUCUUUAAGAUUGAUGCACCAAACUCAAACCUCUGUGUUUUAAAUAUCUACAAGUGUCGCUUUGAGAUAAUCGAGGUUGUCUGCCUUCCGAAAUUAGAGAAGUUCUUAUGGAAUACAUGGGUAUCCGAUUAUGCCCCAGUAACCUUUGGUUUUGUUCCAUCUCUUGGGGAAUUAGAACUCUCAUGUGGUUCAUCAUGUGGUCAACAUGAAUUUAAAUUAAGCGAGCUUCUACAUGGAGUAACAGGCCUGCAUACUCUCACACUGGAUUUCCAAGGAGAAAAUCUUUGGUUGCAACCUGAGAUCGAGGAACUCUUCACCGCUUUCAACAAGCUAAGGAAGCUGUCAAUACGUGGUAUUUUUGUUGAAUUUGAUAUUUUAUGGACGAUGGCCUUUCUUGUAGCAGCGCCAUCUAUCGAAAUAUUACAUAUCGAGGUAUGGGAACAUUCAUGUGACGUAGAGGCCAGAGUCGACUCCUUCCUUGACAGAAGGACACCUCAGUGGGAAAUGCGCCUCAACGGCUCCGAGAACAGGCUUCUGAAGCAUCUGGAAUUCACUGGUUUUAAAUCACUACAGCAGCAAUUUGCAUUCAUAAGAUCUGUGUUGGAGCGAUCUCCCAACAUGCAGAAGAUAGUUUUGAGAGGAGAUGAACAAUGCAAGUAUUGUGACGCCCUUGGGGAAUCACCUUGUCCUUCGAAAUUUCCAAAGAAGAAAGUUGAGCAAGAAAUGGUGGCUAAGAAGAUUAGACAUGGCACAUUCUCGCCAGAGAUAAUUUUUGAAGAAUGACAUGUGCUGUAAUAAUGUACUACUACGUCUGUUCCAAAACAUCUUAAAAUUUGGAAACAAAGUAGCACUCCGUAGUGUAGUGCUCCUUCCGAUCGGAGUAAAUUGUCGUUGGCACUCCCGCGUUGAAUAAAUGCGAUCCGAGGUAGUAGUUUGUGAUUGUAUCUCUCAAAGCCAAAAUAAUUUGCAAUGCUUUAAUUAUGUUGUAAAAGAAACAGUUUGCAUCUCAGAUUUGUUUUGAAUCUUGCUA